Pichia membranifaciens NRRL Y-2026 is the source of this 756-nucleotide messenger RNA. RefSeq lists its product as hypothetical. The record is from RefSeq and is a predicted model, not a curated record. Lineage: Eukaryota; Fungi; Ascomycota; Pichiomycetes; Pichiales; Pichiaceae. Gene Ontology annotation, cellular component: cytosol. Gene Ontology annotation, molecular function: phosphomannomutase activity. Bases 1 to 756 code for a protein of 251 amino acids. The transcript has a single exon. Gene Ontology annotation, biological process: mannose metabolic process; protein N-linked glycosylation; GDP-mannose biosynthetic process.
AUGUCCUUUGCCGAUAGAGAACAACCAAAAACCAUCUGUCUUUUCGACGUCGAUGGAACCCUUACCCCAGCAAGAUUGACUGUCUCGCCAGAGAUGAAGCAAGUGUUGAAGGACUUGCGUAAGAAGUGCGCCAUUGGGUUCGUCGGCGGUUCAGACUUCGCCAAGCAGUUGGAGCAGUUGGGUCCAGAUGUGUUGCAGGACUUCGACUACUGUUUCUCGGAAAACGGGUUGACGGCCUUCAAGUUUGGCAAGCCUCUGCCAGCACAGUCGUUUAUCAACUGGAUUGGCGAAGAGAAGUACAGCGAGUUGUCGAGAUUCAUUCUCAGAUACUUGGCCGACUUGGACCUUCCUUUCAGAAGGGGUACCUUCAUAGAGUUCAGAAAGGGGAUGAUCAACGUCUCGCCCGUCGGUAGAAACUGUACCACGGAGGAGAGAAACGAGUACGAGAAGUACGACGUGCCAAACAAGGUCAGAGUUAACAUGGUCAACGCGCUCAAGGAGAAGUUCAGCGACUUGGAGUUGACGUACUCCAUCGGUGGCCAGAUCUCUUUCGACGUUUUCCCAACCGGCUGGGACAAGACCUACUGCUUGAGACACUUGGAGGACGAGAAGUUCGACAAGAUAUAUUUCUUCGGUGACAAGGCCUACCAGGGAGGCAACGACUGGGAGAUCUACUCUGACGACAGAACCAUCGGCCACGCCGUGACCUCUCCGGAAGACACCAUCAAGCAGUUGAAGGAGAUUUUCGAGUUAUAA